Laccaria bicolor S238N-H82 is the source of this 492-nucleotide messenger RNA. RefSeq lists its product as uncharacterized. The transcript is spliced from 4 exons. The record is from RefSeq and is a predicted model, not a curated record. Lineage: Eukaryota; Fungi; Basidiomycota; Agaricomycetes; Agaricales; Hydnangiaceae. Gene Ontology annotation, biological process: cytoplasmic microtubule organization. Gene Ontology annotation, molecular function: microtubule binding. Bases 4 to 303 code for a protein of 99 amino acids.
AUCAUGGUCUGCAAGAAGUGUGAAAAGAAACUAUCAACUGUCGCAGCCCCUGAUCCUUUUACCGCUAGCUCCAGCAGCAUCAAGGAUGGUUCCAGGAAAGUCGGCGAGAACAAACUCCUCAGCCGCCCUGGUAGUUCAAAAAAUCGUUUCCAGCCAUAUCAGGCGAAAUGCAAAGAUUGCAAGCAACCUACCACGCAGAAUAAGGCUAAAUACUGCCAUGGUUGUGCUUACAAGAAAGGUCUUUGCUCAAUAUGCGGCAAGCAGAUAUUGGACACCACUGGCUACGUAAUGUCGAGUAAAUGACAACGGACUUGUACUGACCCUUGGACUUGUAUUGAUAAAAUGUAUGUGCUCAUUGAUCCCUCCCCUGCCUAAUCUACGAUAAAUUGUGUUCCUAUGUAUAUUUGACGAGAUUAUAGAUGAUCACAGCUUCAUAAUAGAUAGAUUUGAAUGCUGGCUUGGAAGAAUAUGCAAGGUUCGAGAUAUAGAUUC